This is a messenger RNA of Phycodurus eques (leafy seadragon), 3082 nucleotides long. It is a transcript of the gene dcaf7, whose product is annotated as ddb1 and cul4 associated factor 7. The transcript has 7 exons. Gene Ontology annotation, cellular component: nucleus. The record is from RefSeq and is a predicted model, not a curated record. Gene Ontology annotation, molecular function: protein binding. The coding region runs from base 246 to 1277 and encodes 343 amino acids. Lineage: Eukaryota; Metazoa; Chordata; Actinopteri; Syngnathiformes; Syngnathidae.
GUCAAGUAGUUGUCCGCUAGCUUGACAGCUCUGUAGUUCGGAGAGAGCUAUGGCUGACACUCUUUGUUGACCAAGUGGCCGUAGUAUUGCAAUUAUAAUAGUGUUCUGGUGGCGCGACGGCGACCACUACCGUCAUUUCUACUAAUUCUUCUCACGGGUAGAACGAAAGUGGUCGCGUUCGCCUCCCCAAGAGGGCCUUAAUUCGCGGUUAGCUAACGCGAGGGUGUUAGCUCCGCUCCGCUAGGAUGUCGCUGCACGGCAAGAGAAAAGAAAUCUACAAAUACGAGGCGCCAUGGACGGUCUACGCCAUGAACUGGAGCGUGCGGCCGGACAAACGCUUUCGCUUGGCGCUGGGAAGCUUCGUGGAAGAAUACAACAACAAGGUCCAGCUGGUGGGUCUGGAAGAGGAGAGCUCAGAGUUUGUGUGUCGGAACACCUUCGACCACCCGUAUCCUACAACCAAGAUCAUGUGGAUCCCGGACACUAAGGGGGUCUACCCGGACCUGCUGGCCACCAGUGGGGAUUACCUGCGCAUCUGGAGGGUCAGUGACACAGAAACACGUCUCGAAUGUUUGCUGAACAACAACAAGAACUCAGACUUCUGCGCGCCGCUCACAUCCUUCGACUGGAACGAGGUGGACCCUAACCUGCUGGGCACGUCCAGCAUUGACACCACCUGCACCAUCUGGGGUCUAGAGACAGGUCAGGUUCUAGGCCGCGUCAACCUGGUGUCGGGACACGUCAAGACGCAGCUCAUCGCCCACGACAAAGAGGUGUACGACAUCGCCUUCAGUCGGGCGGGCGGUGGCCGCGAUAUGUUUGCCUCAGUGGGCGCCGACGGCUCGGUGCGCAUGUUUGACCUGCGGCAUCUGGAGCACAGCACCAUCAUCUACGAGGACCCCCAGCACCACCCGCUGCUGCGCCUCUGCUGGAACAAGCAGGACCCCAACUACCUGGCCACUAUGGCCAUGGACGGCAUGGAGGUUGUGAUCCUGGACGUGCGUGUGCCGUGCACGCCGGUGGCUCGCCUCAACAACCACCGAGCCUGUGUCAACGGCAUUGCUUGGGCACCACACUCCUCAUGUCACAUCUGCACUGCAGUAGCCGACGACCACCAGGCUCUGAUCUGGGACAUCCAGCAGAUGCCGCGUGCCAUCGAGGACCCCAUCCUGGCGUACACGGCCGAGGGCGAGAUUAACAACGUGCAGUGGGCGUCCACGCAGCCCGAUUGGAUCGCCAUCUGCUACAACAAUUGUCUGGAGAUCCUGCGUGUCUGAAUGGAGAAUUCCUUCUUCUGUGGACUCGGAGUGAACUGUUUCGAGUGGACAUACUCCGCAAUAAGCCUGGCUUUUUUGUCUUUGACGCCAUUUCUCUUCUUCUUCUUCUACUACUUCUACAUGUGCUCCAGCUCUUUAUUUAUUCUGCUCUCCAGGUAGAUGUCUUGUAGUACCAAGGAGCUUCAGUUCUACAGUGACAAGAAAAUGAAUAAUUGCACCACGAUUUGUCAUAUUUUUUAGGGGGGAAAAUAUUUAACAAACGGUAUAUUUUAGAGAUGUUUUAAAUAUAUUUCUUAGUGAAAAAAUUCCGAAAUUUUUGAGGGAAGAAAUUACUGAGAACAUUUUUUUAAUUGGUGGCACGGUGGACGACUGGUUAGAGUCUCAGCCUCACAGUUCUGAGGACCGGGGUUCAAUCCCCGGCCCCGCCUGUGUGGAGUUUGCAUGUUCUCCCCGUGCCUGUGUGGGUUUUCUCCGGGCACUCCGGUUUCCUCCCACAUCCCAAAAACAUGCAUGAAUUGGAGACUCUAAAUUGCCCGUAGGUGUGAAUGUGAGUGUGAAUGGUUGUUUGUUUGUAUGUACCCUGUGAUUGGCUGGCAACCAGUUCAGGAUGUACCCCACCUCCUGCCCAAUGAUAGCUGGGAUAGGCUCCAGCACGCCCGCGACCCUAGUGAGGAGAAGUGGCUCAGAAAAUGGAUAGAUGGAUGGAUUUUUUUAAUUUCAGGGAUUUUUUUUUUUCGUUUGAUCGAAAAUCUGUUAUUUUCUAGAGAAGUCGUAAUUAUAUAUAUAUAUAUAGAUUAUAUUAUAUAUUGAAGUCAAAAUUUAACAGGAAAUGGUGUGUGUUCUUUACAAUUAUCAGAAACUGGAGUGAACAUUACUACUUGAUGAGCCAGCAUCUUUAUCACAGUGUCAGACUAUGCUUGUAAAAUAUCGUAAGAAAAUCUCAAAUAUCAAACACAUUUUUCUAAGAAAUCAGAUUUUUUUUCUUUUUUGUGUGUGCCCUGUGAUUGGCUGGCAACCAGUUCAGGGUGUACCCUGUCUCCUGCCCGAUGAUAGCUGGGAUAGGCUCCAGCACACCCGCGGCCCUAGUGAGGAGAAGCGGCUCAGAAAAUGGAUGGAUAUAUGGAUAUAUUUUUAAAUUCCCAUAGUUUUCUUGAUUUUUUUUUCUUGAAUUUUUUUUUUUCCUCAGAUGUCUUUUUUCCCUGAAAUUUUGUUUGUCUCAAACUUUCCCCUCUCCAAUACUUCAUUGUUUAAAUUUUUCCCCUCUAAAAUCACAUUUUUCCUGGAAAAUAACACUGCUUCCUUGAAAAUAUACAUUUUCCUCCUAAAAAAUAUACGACUUUAAUCUGGUAGCGUUAUUUCUUUUCAAAGUGUCCCUGAUAUUCCUCAGUAUGGUAAUACUUGGAACACAGAAGAAGAUUUUGACAAUAUUCGUGAGAUGAGCUCCAUGAUUUUGGUUGGUUGUUGUGAAGACUGAUUACGGAUUCCACCUUGUUCUUCCACCGGUGGUUCAAGGGUCGCUCCUUAGACUCUUCCCAUGGACAGCAGCAACUCCUGACUGUGUUCAUUUCUUUGUAAACGCCUCAGCUCCUUUUCUUACAUCACUCGCCUGUGCCGAAAAAAAUUACGUUUGUCCUCUCGUCUUGUUCCACGCAUCGAGGUCGUGUCCUUGUAGCAUGCCAUUACAAGGCAAGGAAAAAAAAAAAGUGUACAUACAUAUAAAUUAAUCCAUUUAAACAUGUCCGAUAGGGAAGUGAUCAAGUUGUAGCCUUUUUUUUUUUGCAUUCGGUCUCAUGGAAUUUGCUCUA